AUGCAAUGCAAGAACCAAAGCACAGCAAGUGGAAUCCACCCUCAGAGAGGGAGAAAGAGCAAAACUUCACAAGAGAAGGGCGAUGAUCCGCAGUCCAUGCUCCAAUGGGAGACCCGACGGAGAAUUAACAACGCCCGGUUCCACUGCGAAAAUGUCAGGCUGAUUGAUUGCCUUGGAGGGUCCCUCUUUUUUUUCCCUCUCCCUGUGUGUGUCCCAGAGUCCCAGAACUCACUGGAAUUACCCACUGUGGUAAAAGUGAUGCUAUCUCGGGACAAUGAGGACCCUCUUGGCCCGAGCGUUUGCAGGCUGCAGAGAUUGUCGCUGGGAUCGCUGGCAGAAACUCUACUCCUCCUACAAUGA
Aspergillus luchuensis is the source of this 360-nucleotide messenger RNA. RefSeq lists its product as uncharacterized. NCBI's taxonomy places the organism in Eukaryota, Fungi, Ascomycota, Eurotiomycetes, Eurotiales, Aspergillaceae. The record is from RefSeq and is a predicted model, not a curated record. The transcript has a single exon. The coding region runs from base 1 to 360 and encodes 119 amino acids.